UACUCAAACAGAGACGGCUGUUUGAAUGGCGAUUUGCUCCACCGGGUAACAUUUUACAUUUACAGCUGUAUGUCUGUGACUCACUGGUUGUUUUGCAGUCACUAUUUUACUAUUUUAAAUACAGACGUCCCUAAACACACGAGAGACAGACAUCACUUCCGGUAAAAAGCUGGUAACACAUCCGGCAUCUUCUACAGUGAGGCGGUGUGACGAGCCCCCAGAGCAGAGCAGAUUUAAUCUCUGCUGAUCCUCUUCAGAAGCCCCGAGAUGGCAGAUCCACGAAGUCAAGUCCCAGGUUCGGUGUCUCAGAACCCACUAGGUUUUUCAACACCUGAGGGCAACACUGUUGAGAUGGACCCAGUGGAAUACACCCUCCGCAAACGGCUGCCCAGAAAGCUGCCCAAGAGACGCAACGAUGUAUACAUUAACAUGAAGACCGACUUCAAGGCCCAGCUGGCCAGGUGUCAGAAACUGCUGGAUGGCGGUGCUGGUCACAAGGAAAUCUGCAUCCACGGUCUGGGACUCGCCAUUAACCGGGCCAUUAACAUCGCACUGCAGCUGCAGGCUUUCAGCCAGGGGGCACUGCAGCUGGCUGCGAACACCUCCACGGUAGAGCUAGUAGACGAUCUGGAGCCAGAAGACCCAGAUGAAGCUGGAGAGCCACUAACACGAACAAGGAACAACUCGGCUAUCCACAUUAAAGUGUUUUACCCCAAUGCUUAGAAAGUUACAGUCAGCUACACAAAAUCAAAUAUUAUUAAAAAGGGAAAGAAGGAAAUCCAUCACCAUAGAGGGAUAAUCUGACCUUUAAUUUCAUUAAUAGCUACUGAAUGUUAAGACUUUUCAAUUGAAUCAUUUGGGAUUAAAUUCUUAAAUAAUACAUGGCUUGGAUGUGCAGUUUAAGGACAGUAUUAAAAAUAUUUUUUGAGAGCCUUUACAUAAUGUGAAGAUCAGUAAAAACAAAUUCUGUCAGCACUUUAUUUGGCCAAAAAAGUUUUGAGAUAUGUUUAAGGGUGCGAAAGAUUAAUAUUUCUAAAAUGCAAAUCAGUUUGUGUCCCUAUAUAUUUUUUGGGUUAUUUUGCCAAGUGAAAGAACCUAGGAGUUGUUCACACAUCUAAAUUGGAAUCAGUAAAUCGAUUAGCCCUGAUAUGAGAGAGCCUGGUAUGGAAGUAGCUGACCCAAUAUUAUAUUCUACCCACUUGUCUUCUUAUGGCACUGGAGGAGAACAUUAGAUCAGUGCUUUGAUGUAUGUCUGUGAAACUGCUCAUGAGGUCAUUCAUAUGUGUAGGUGUUUGAUAUUUUGAUAAAACUUGAAGAAAAUAGAACAUUUUGUAUUAAUGUGCUGUCCACAAGUACAAAAUAUUAUUUAAGGUGCCUAUGCAUGUUGUUGUAUUGUCUGAAACAGUUUGUGUUCGUUUGUGAACAUACUAUAUUUUUAAGUCUUAUUUUCACUGUUUGAGAAGCAUAUUCAGAUUUAUUUUCUGAUGUAUAUGUGUGUAAAUAAAACACUAACACAUGCUUGCA
Astyanax mexicanus (Mexican tetra) is the source of this 1524-nucleotide messenger RNA. RefSeq names its product POP7 homolog, ribonuclease P/MRP subunit (gene pop7). The coding region runs from base 268 to 723 and encodes 151 amino acids. The record is from RefSeq and is a predicted model, not a curated record. Lineage: Eukaryota; Metazoa; Chordata; Actinopteri; Characiformes; Acestrorhamphidae. Gene Ontology annotation, cellular component: ribonuclease MRP complex; nucleus; nucleolar ribonuclease P complex. Gene Ontology annotation, biological process: tRNA 5'-leader removal. The transcript is spliced from 2 exons. Gene Ontology annotation, molecular function: nucleic acid binding.